GCAUCUCCAUCUCAACAACCUGCUGUGUUUUGAUCCUCUUCAGUCAGCUAGAAUCAGAAGUUAUGCAAUCUAUGGAGAAUUUCGCCUGCUCGUCUUUGUAUCCAGGACUUGAUCAAUACAGAACACCACAACCAGGGGCUCCCCCUGGCAAUAUUGUGGUGGUUGUCCCUCCAAAUAAUGCUGAGCAAGAGCAGAAGAAAUUCCCAAGAGGAAAUGAAGCACUGGGGGCUAUGCAGAUUGUUAUUGCAAUGAUACACAUUGCACUUGGAGGCAUAUUGCUGUUUUCUGCAAAAGAAUUUGUUCCCUUGACCAUGACUGUCUGGUUUCCCUUCUGGGGUGCUGGGCUUUUCUUUAUUUCAGGGUACCUUGCAUCAGCAGCUGCAACAAAACCAGUUGAAGGUCUGGCGGCAGCCAGUCACAUUUUUAAUAGCUUCAGUGGCCUUGGUGCAUUAGCUGGUAUAUGUCUUUUGACGAUUGAUUUGAUAAAAAUUUUCAUCUUAAACCAUCAAGAGGUUUCCAUCCCAGUCAUGAAUGCUAUUGGCUUUUUAUCCAAAUAUAUUGUCGCUUUACCCUGUGAAGGACUGCCUAAUCCUGCAGACUACUGCAAGACCAUCAAGGCAUAUGAAACAGGGAUGCUAUCGGUGAUGCUGAUCUUCACUGCCCUCCAGGCUGUGAUUGCUUUUUCCACUCUCCGCUCUAACUCGGAUAAAACGAAGAAAGACAAGUCGUAUAAAGACAACGAAGAACAAAAUGUUGCAUUGCUGGCACUCUCACAGCGGCGCGGCGCUGAAUUCACUGCCCCACCACAGUAUGCCACUACAGAUGCAAACAGAUAUUCAGAACUUCCUGGGAACUUCCAUGGAAACAUGUUUGAGAAUCAAUAUUGCAGUAGGAAUGCUUCUUCAUCAUGUGCUCUGUGAAGGCUCAGUCAUUUCCAUUUUUCUUUGCUACUAUGUUUGAUUGUACACUUUCAAUUUUCUUGUUGUUAAGUUCAACAUCUUUAUGCAGCAGCACCUAGUUACUUUAUAUUUAUUCUACUUUGUUAUUCAUUUUGAUCUGCCAUACCUACUGCCAGAGAUCGCUGAAGCCUCACCCUGCAGAGAUGGCUUCCUUCCAUUGCAGGAAAUUUGACGACUUGGUUGUGUGGGUGGAAGGAUGUGAAUUUUCCUCUAUGUAUAGCCUUCUCUUUUCUGUUCUUUUGAAAUCUGGAUUUCCUUUCCCUUUUAGAACUGCCAGGGACUUUUACACAUAUGGCUUUGAGCUCACAUUCCCUCCAGAAUGGAGGGUGUGAGUCCACAUGUCAGCUGGAUUUACCCCAAAGUCCCUGCGAGCUAUCAGGGACCAAGACACACCUGAUUCUGCUUUCCCCCAGAUUAAUGCUGUGCAUUCCAGCUUGGCCCGAAUUAUGUCCGGGGUGAAAAAAUCCUCUAUUUGCGGCAGCUUUGGGCGUGGCGGGGGACCAAGCUUUCUGGUAUGCCCCGCUGCUUCUCCCGCAACGUGUGGAGGGGCCAUUGCCAUUAAUUCGGCUUUUUUCAAAACUCGCACUUUUUGCAAGGCUAAAUGAAGGGGAGUUUGACAGCUGUUUCGGUAUGGUCUGCUCUGAGUGAUUUGCAGUUGUGAGAGCUGACCGGGGAGGGGUUGUGGCAGAUUGGUGAAAUUCUGUGGAGGGAGUCCAUAAGGGGAAGGGGAGGGAGAAACUCCUGUGUUAAAUGCAAGCACAAAUGGGAAUGCAAGAUGUGGGUCUUCAUAUGCUUUCAACAUGUGCUGCUACUCCAGUCUUUCAGCUAUGUUUAUUAAUUCAUAUAUGAGGCUUUGUCUUAUUGAAGCCUGGUCACCACAGGAACAUAGGCUUUACAUAUGCAGAUGUUGUUGGAGGAUGCCUGGAACUUAACAAUGGAGACUACAGGUUCGAUGUAACCUGAGCCCUUUGUGUCUGGGCUGAUUCCAUGAGACUGCAUGUUUCUUCAUCACAGAGAGAAAACAAUCAUUUCUACUUUAAACUUCCAUGGCCUCUUAAAUGGUCUGGGAGGUGCUGAAGACAGUCGCAAAGGCAAGUUCAAAAUGUCAGAUCCGGCAGGUUCAGGUUAAGCAUUCUGUUUGAUCUGGCUGCUUGGCAACUUGUCUCACCAAUCUUCCACAACUAGCUGUCAAACUAACAACAACAAAAAAGCCUCCUCCUCUGGGAUGUGAUUGGUUGGAGAAAAAACCCAGAGCGAGCUGUGGGAAUACACACAGGAAAAAGAUCCGCAGGGAAUGCUAUGUGAACUAAUCACCCAAAUUAAACAGCUGUGAAUCUGCUAUGAAGCAGAUUUGCUCUUUGGAUACCACAAAGCAUGAAGCCAAAGCUGGAUAACUCCCAGCAGCUGCUAAUGUUGUUGCUGGAAGCAUCUCCCCACAAAAUCCAUGCCUGUCUUAGCAGUUGUAGAUUGGGCAGGCUCCUAAAAUGGACCCUAAAAUUUCUAUACCUGCCUCUGUUAGGUGGAUUAUGAAUUGGUAGGCUAAGGCGUAAUGCUGCUGUGGUGAUGAGAAAAAACACUCUUCUGAAUAGUGAAGAACAUGUUGUGUGUAUGCAGUACUAAGGAUGGAGUAAUAAGAUCAUGUCCAUGCUUCUCUGGAUUAUAGAACCAUAGUGGUGUUUGGAGUACAUUGUUGACUCUGGGCUCAUUAGAUACACGCCUUCAUGAAGUAAGCAUGGUGGACAUCCUCUACUUGCAAGGCCUUUUCAAUAGUGGCACCAAUUUUGUGGAAUGCCCUCCUGUUGGAGACCUGCCUGGACUCUACACCUACACUGUACCUUCAGGAGCCAAGCAGUGGUCCCUCUAAUUUUUUUCAUCUUUGUGCGGAAUGAGUUUUGUUCUAGGCGGGAGUAUCAAAGCCCUGUGUGUGCAGAUGCAUUCAGAGCAGAGCGGGGCUUUCCUAAUUCAACCUGAGUGGGAUCUAAAUUUACUGAGCGGACAUUGAAAAACUUGUGAGCGCAUGCACAUCUUAGAUGGAACAGUGGAGCCAAACUAAACUGUGUCUUUUUAAGUUACCUGUUUGGCAGUGGCUGAUGUUAAAACAAGUUGUUACUGAUAGAUGGUUUUUGUUGAUUUUUUUUGCACAUGCCGUUUGUGUGGGUUUUAAAAAAAAUGUUUUUGUUUUCCUAAGCUUCUUUAUUUUUGAAUGAAAUGUGAGGUGAUGUUUUAGAACCAAUAAACUUUUAUAAUUGUU
This is a messenger RNA of Hemicordylus capensis (graceful crag lizard), 3210 nucleotides long. Its product is annotated as B-lymphocyte antigen CD20-like. Gene Ontology annotation, cellular component: external side of plasma membrane; plasma membrane. Bases 63 to 920 code for a protein of 285 amino acids. Gene Ontology annotation, biological process: cell surface receptor signaling pathway. The record is from RefSeq and is a predicted model, not a curated record. Lineage: Eukaryota; Metazoa; Chordata; Lepidosauria; Squamata; Cordylidae. The transcript has 9 exons.